This is a messenger RNA of Micropterus dolomieu (smallmouth bass), 2123 nucleotides long. RefSeq names its product gamma-aminobutyric acid receptor subunit rho-3. Gene Ontology annotation, cellular component: GABA-A receptor complex; membrane; neuron projection. Lineage: Eukaryota; Metazoa; Chordata; Actinopteri; Centrarchiformes; Centrarchidae. The coding region runs from base 151 to 1563 and encodes 470 amino acids. The transcript has 10 exons. Gene Ontology annotation, molecular function: GABA-A receptor activity; extracellular ligand-gated monoatomic ion channel activity; neurotransmitter receptor activity. The record is from RefSeq and is a predicted model, not a curated record. Gene Ontology annotation, biological process: regulation of membrane potential; signal transduction; nervous system process.
CUCUCUGGUUGAGGAAAACUUCCAGCCACAGCGGGAUGUUUGACCACCAGAGUUAGCCUGCCGGGUGGUCUGGGCAGCCGACUGCAGGGACGUGGAGCUGUGGCCGGGAUGCUGGCGUUGCGUCAGUUGUGGCGGGGAAACCUGUGAAUCAUGAAAGUGGACGUGCUGACUUGCAUGGCUCUGGCCGUGGCCAGCCUCGUCGCCAUGGUGACCGGCGGCCGCAGCUCUGGACGCAGAAAGCACAAGGAGGUCUUCCUCGGGGAGAACAGGAAAUUCAAGUUUGGAGGACGUAUUGACUACAAACUGAAGAGGCAGGACAGCACCAAAACGCUGCUGAUAAAAAGUGAACAGCUGCUGAGGAUCGAGGAGCACGACUUCGCUAUGAGACCAGGGUUCGGAGGUGGAGCCAUCCCUGUAGGCAUUGAUGUGCAGGUGGAGAGCAUCGACAGCAUCUCAGAGGUCAACAUGGACUUCACCAUGACUCUGUACCUGCGUCACUACUGGAAAGACGAGCGGCUGGCGUUUCCAUCCAGAAACAAUCUGAGCAGGACGUUUGACUCCAGGCUUGUUAAGAAGAUUUGGGUUCCUGACGUCUUCUUCGUCCACUCCAAGCGCUCGUUCAUCCACGACACCACAAUGGAGAACAUCAUGCUGCGGGUCUACCCGGACGGAAACAUCCUCUACAGCGUCAGGGUCACUGUGACGGCUCUCUGCUCGAUGGACUUCAGCAGCUUCCCUCUGGACACACAGAACUGCUCGCUGGAGCUGGAAAGCUACGCGUAUAAUGAAAACGACCUGAUGCUUUACUGGAAGAAUGGGAACGACUCUCUGAGGACGGAUGAGAUCGUCUUGUCUCAGUUCUUCAUUGAGCAUUUCCAAGCCUCCAGUGGCCUGGCUUUCUACAGCAGCACCGGUUGGUACAAUCGUCUGUUCAUUAACUUCAUCCUUCGGAGGCACAUCUUCUUCUUCAUGCUGCAGACUUACUUCCCCACCAUGCUGAUGGUCGUCCUGUCCUGGGUUUCUUUCUGGAUCGACAGGCGGGCCGUCCCUGCACGUGUCUCGCUGGGUAUAACCACAGUUCUCACGAUGUCCACCAUCAUCACAGGAGUGUCCUCCUCCAUGCCUCAGGUAUCGUAUGUCAAAGCUGUGGACAUCUACCUGUGGACCAGCUUCCUGUUUGUCUUCCUGUCUGUGAUCGAAUACGCAGCCGUGAACUACUGCACCACUCUGGAGGAGAUGAGGAAGAUGAAGAGGGGGAAGAUCCCAUCCACCUUUAACGCCAGCCAGGCGAUGGCCUUCGACGGCUGCUUCCAUGACAAUGACAUCGAGCUGUCUCCAUUCCCACGCUUGGCACCCACCCUGACCUCUGACCCCCUCACCACGCCAACCCAAACCCCGGACAUCCGGCCCACGGAGGGGACUCGCCUCCGCCGGCAGCGGUCUCUGCGUCAAAACGUGGACCUGCUGGUCAGCAAAAGCUACAUGAUUGACUCGUACUCCCGCCUCGCCUUCCCUCUGUUCUACCUGCUCUUUAACACCAUCUACUGGAGCCUGUACUCCUGAUCCAGCACUGCAUGAACUCUGGUUCGCUUUAACAAGAGUCCAAGUGUUGGAGGAGUCCUCCUCUCCACGGGGCUCUAACUCUUUAUCACACUUCAGCUCCAGCUUCAUCUCUAAUCAUGAACAAGAGAGAUAAAGACAUAAAAGCACUCGACUUCUCAGAGUAGUAAUUGUGCACAUCUUCACCCUGACAUUUGCCUCAUGGGAGCGGGCUGAGUGAUGGAUCCUGAGUUGUUUUUUUUUAAUAAUCUGUACUUGUGACUCUUCUUUAUGUGCAUCAUAAGAAUCUUAUACUUAUUUCCAAAAGGUUAUUACACUUCUGUCUCUACCUUAAUCUAUUUUGCUUAGCUGCAGGGAAAUACUAAAUUAGAACUGUAUGUGAAAAUGUUCUUUUUUGAUGAAUGAUGUAAGUGGAGCCAAGAAACUACUGUACAUUUAAUUGAAUUUCUUUUCUCAUUAAAUUUUUAUGCUGUUCAUGACGAUGUAAAAGAGAAUUUAUGUGUACUGCAGGACCAAAUUGUCCUUUGUGUGUGUGUGUGUGUGUGUGUGUGUGUGUGUGUGUG